Molecule: messenger RNA, 1191 nt
Organism: Varanus komodoensis (Komodo dragon)
Lineage: Eukaryota; Metazoa; Chordata; Lepidosauria; Squamata; Varanidae
Gene: PDCD2L
Product: programmed cell death 2 like
Exons: 7
Coding region: 1-1149 (382 amino acids)
Cellular component (GO): cytoplasm
Source: RefSeq, a predicted model, not a curated record
AUGGCUGCCCCCGCCGCAGCCGCCGGGCCCGCGGUGCUGCUGGGGUUGCGCGAUGCCGCCGUCCCGCGAGGCUCCGGGCCCGCCGGCCCGCCGCUGCACGGCGCCGCCAGCAAGCUGGGCGGCUCUCCGGACCGCAUCCCGUCGGUAGUGCUGGUCCAUCCCGCCUGUGGCAUUUGUGGGGCCAGCUUGGUGCACAUUGUACAAGUCUACUGCCCGCUGGAGGGUUCCCCUUUCCACCGCAUCAUUAACGUCUUUGCUUGCGCCAAGGAAAGCUGCUGGGGGAACAUGGAAAGCUGGAAGGCAUUACGAACCCAGUAUUUGCAAGUACAAAGAAAAGGACAACAAGACUGGAACUUGGAGCAGAAGGAAGAAUGUAUUCCUGCAGCCAAGGGCUGGUGUGAAGAAGCAGAUGACUGGGGGGAAGACAGUGGAGUAGUGCCCCCUGGACUGGCUCCGAGCCGCAGCCACCUUGACCCGCUGCCAGCAACAGACCCCUUGCCUGGAGAGGAAGAUUGUGCAGCCCAGUUCCAAGGUCUACGCCUCGGAAAAGCCCCACAUGCCUCGGCUCCCUCCAGCUCCCGCGAUCCCACUGGGAAGGAGCUGGUAGCGUCCAGCUGUGUCCCCGUCUUCCGGUCCUACUUCAUCGCCGUAGUGGACGAGGAAGACUACCUUGGCUGUGAGGACACGGGCCAUGUGCAAAGACUCUUAAUGGAGUAUCAGAAGCGGGAGGGUGUUGACUUGGAACAAAUUGUGUUGGAAAGUUCUGCAUCUGAUGAGAGGUAUGAGAAGAGCAAAGCCGGAAAGAGAGACCCGGUGUUCCACAAGUUUAUGAAGAGGAUUUCGGCCUGUCAGAAGCAGAUCUUGAGGUAUUCGUGGGGCGGCCACCCUCUGUUCAUCAGCAGCCCUGCAGUGGAUGCCAAGGCAGCGGUCCCUCCCUGUCACACCUGCGGCAGCAAGAGGACCUUUGAAUUCCAGCUCAUGCCCUCCUUGGUCAGCAUGCUCCGGGCAGGAGCUGAAGAUGUGUCAGUGGAAUUUGGGACUGCGCUUGUGUACACGUGUGAGAAAAGCUGCUGGCCUGCCGAGCAGAGAACGCCCUUGGAAGAAUUUGUUUUUGUGCAGGAAGAUCCAGAUCAGGACCUGUUUAAAUAGCACCCAUUUCAUUCCUCGAAUAAAGCAGAUGUUUUGCACGGA